Messenger RNA from Cladophialophora bantiana CBS 173.52, 678 nucleotides. RefSeq lists its product as uncharacterized. NCBI's taxonomy places the organism in Eukaryota, Fungi, Ascomycota, Eurotiomycetes, Chaetothyriales, Herpotrichiellaceae. Bases 1 to 678 code for a protein of 225 amino acids. The transcript has 3 exons. The record is from RefSeq and is a predicted model, not a curated record.
AUGGUUUUCGGGUUGGAAAGACGACGUGGCCACAAGGAAGCUAAAAUACAGGUCCGGAUCACCCAAAUUGAGCUUGACAAGCGGAUCCUUCUCGAUAACGAUGAGAAACAAAUCCGGUGUUUGCAGCAACAGAUCGAAGGCCAGCAAAACACCAUUGCUGAACUCCGAAACAGAUCAAGGGAUGGUUCUCAGUCUCUGGAGAGGUUACAACAAGCUUUAGACCGUACGAAGCGGAACGCAGCGAUGACAUCCGACAAGGUGAGACUUGAAGAGGAGAAUAACAGGCUUGACCGCCAGAACAGCGCAUUAGCGGUCGAGAGGGAAGUCAUGCACAACUGGAGAAAUAGGCUCAAUGGUCUGAUCUUGUCAAUGUGGGGUUUGACCUAUGAGUAUGUCUACCGCGCAACCCUCAAGGCCGACUGCCCAUACAAGGACAUAAAUCAAGCCGAUCCAGUGGGGAACCGGGUAUUCGCUGGAAUCAAGCGCGGGUUGCAUCGCUUUCUGGGGGACGACGCCAGAAUCACAGCUGAGCAGAGUGCGGAGGUUCUGAGCAGGAAUUUCGAUGCGGACGUAGCUGAGUACCUGGGGAACAAGGACAAAGAAGAUCUCCAGAAAGAUCUCACGAAGAUCUUCAACGAAGGCCGCGAGAUCUGGGGACAAGUUUGGAGUGACAACUGA